Nerophis lumbriciformis (worm pipefish) is the source of this 3404-nucleotide messenger RNA. It is a transcript of the gene aip, whose product is annotated as aryl hydrocarbon receptor interacting protein. Gene Ontology annotation, molecular function: peptidyl-prolyl cis-trans isomerase activity; protein binding. The record is from RefSeq and is a predicted model, not a curated record. NCBI's taxonomy places the organism in Eukaryota, Metazoa, Chordata, Actinopteri, Syngnathiformes, Syngnathidae.
GGCCAAAAAGCGACACCGACGGAUCGGCGGACUUCGGCAAACAUCGGAGUCUGUCGGCAGGACUCGGACAAGCAAGGAUGGAGGAAGAGGCUCGGCGGCUACUCGAAGAAGGAAUCAGUAAGAAAUUGCUCAGCCCCGGUAAAGGACAACUUUCCACCUUCCCCGAUGGCACAAAGGUGGUCUUCCACUACCGCACCAGCCUGUGUGAUGGCACAGUCCUGGACGACUCCAAGUCCAUGGGCUGCUGCAGCAAGCCCAUGGAGCUGAUCCUGGGCAAGAAGUUCAAACUGGCAGUGUGGGAGAGAGUGCUGGUCACCAUGAGACAAGGAGAAAUGGCAGACUUCACAUGUGACACCAAACACACGGCACUCUACCCGCUGGUGUCCCAGUCCCUGAGGAACAUCAGCGUGGGGAAAGACCCCCUGGAAGGCCAGAGGCAUUGUUGCGGCAUUGCACAGAUCCACUCCCACCACUCGCUGGGACACAAGGAUCUGGACCAACUUCAGGCUACUCCACAGCCUCUCAUCUUCACCAUUCACCUUCUGGAGGUUCUUCCUCCAGGCUCGUUCCAGCUGGACGUGUGGGCCAUGACGGACGAGGAGAAGUUGGCGUUUGUGCCCCACAUCCACGAGGAGGGCAACGCCCUCUUCAAACAAGGCCGAAUAAAGGAGGCCACGGAGAAAUACUACAAUGGCAUCGCCUGCCUGAAGAAUCUACAGAUGAAGGAGCAACCAGGAGAUGAAGCUUGGAUCAAGCUGGACCACAUGAUCACACCUCUGCUCCUCAACUACUGCCAAUGCCAGUUACUGCAGGGCCAGUACUACGAAGUCAUUGAACACUGCUCCUCACUCACCUUCAAAUAUGAAGGUAAACAACGUGAAGGCCUACUACAAGCGAGCCAAGGCCCACGCCGCGGUGUGGAACGAGACGGAGGCCCGGGCAGACUUUGGCAAAGUGUUGGAGCUGGACCCCUCCCUGGGACCUUCCGUGGCCAAGGAGCUGCGCGCCAUGGAGGACCGUAUCCGCAGCAAGGAGAAGGAGGAAAAGGGUCGCUACAAAGGCCUGUUCAACUACGACACGCGACCACCCACCGCCACCACGGGCUGACACUCCACACCUUACCAUGCCUGUGAGACUAUUCUUGUAUCCACAAACUCUUUCUACACAUCAAACCUUCCCACUGCUUUAUUCCACUUGUAAAGAAGUGCCACACAGCUGCUAGAAUCACAACUAAAUGUACUUUGUCCCCCUCAUUAGUCACAUGAGCCAGCAGAAAGAUGAUUCCUUUAUGCUCCAAUUCUAGCCUGCUGUUAUUUCACCAACAAGCCAUUAUAAAGUUGGACCUUUUAAUCAUGUGGGGUGCAUGAGAAAGUAAUUACUAACUGCUCAGUCAGCAUUGAUACUGCUUUUAUAGAGAACAUCACACGCAUGAGUUCAGAUCAGGGGGGACCAAACUUUAUCCAACAGGGGCCACUUUGAUAGGUUUUGUACAUUAAAGAUGUUUAUUACUAAGCUAGCUGAUAGCUUUGUGUUACAGGUGACAGGAAAUUAGUGGAAUUUAAUUCGGGCUGUCAAAAAUAAGUUAACUCGUGUGAUUAAUCACAAACAAAUAUUGCAUAAAUCAUGGAUAUAUACAGAUUAAUUUAGUAUUUUCUAAUCUAUUCAAACAUUGCAUUUGUGUCUAAAAAGUCUUUUUUUUUUCAUUAAUUGGGAUGUUUAAGUUAAUUAAAAUUAUGCAAGUGAUUAAUACUUGUGAUUAAUCCUUUUUUUUUUUAAUUUGCACAAAUAAAAUGACUAUUAUUGUGAUAUCAAUCAAUCAAUGUUUAUUUAUAUAGCCCUGAAUCACAAGUGUCUCAAAGGGCCGCACAAGCCACAACGACAUCCUCGGUACAGAUCCCACAUACAGUGGGGCAAAAAAGUAUUUAGUCAGCCACCGAUUGUGCAAGUUCUCCCACUUAAAAUGAUGACAGAGGUCUGUAAUUUUCAUCAUAGGUACACUUCAACUGUGAGAGACAGAAUGUGAAAAAAAAAUCCAGGAACUCACAUUGUAGGAUUUUUAAAGAAUGUAUUUGUAAAUUAUGGUGGAAAAUAAGUAUUUGGUCAAUAACAAAAAUUCAACUCAAUACUUUGUAAUAUAACCUUUGUUGGUAAUAACAGAGGUCAAACGAUUACUAUAGGUCUUUACCAGGUUUGCACACACAGUAGCUGAUAUUUUGGCCCAUUCCUCCAUGCAGAUCUUCUCGAGAGCAGUGAUGUUUUGGGGCUGUCGCCGAGCAACACAGACUUUCAACUCCCUCCACAGAUUUUCUAUGGGGUUGAGGUCUGGAGACUGGCUAGGCCACUCCAGGACUUUCAAAUGCUUCUUACGGAGCCACUCCUUCGUUGCCCGGGCGGUGUGUUUGGGAUCAUUGUCAUGCUGGAAGACCCAGCCACGUUUCAUCUUCAAAGCUCUCACUGAUGGAAGGAGGUUUUGGCUCAAAAUCUCACGAUACAUGGCCCCGUUCAUUCUUUCCUUAACACGGAUCAGUCGGCCUGUCCCCUUAGCAGAAAAACAGCCCCAAAGCAUGAUGUUUCCACCCCCAUGCUUCACAGUAGGUAUGGUGUUCUUGGGAUGCAACUCAGUAUUUUUCUUCCUCCAAACACGAUGAGUUGAGUUUAUACCAAAAAGUUCUAUUUUGGUUUCAUCUGACCACAUGACAUUCUCCCAAUCCUCUGCUGUAUCAUCCAUGUGCUCUCUGGCAAACUUCAGACGGGCCUGGACAUGCACUGGCUUAAGCAGGGGGACACGUCUGGCACUGCAGGAUUUGAUUCCCUGUCGGCGUAGUGUGUUACUGAUGGUAACCUUUGUUACUUUGGUCCCAGCUCUCUGCAGGUCAUUCACCAGGUCCCCCCGUGUGGUUCUGGGAUUUUUACUCACCAUUCUCAUGAUCAUUUUGACCCCACGGGAUAAGAUCUUGCGUGGAGCCCCAGAUCGAGGGAGAUUAUCAGUGGUCUUGUAUGUCUUCUAUUUUCUGAUAAUUGCUCCCACAGUUGAUUUUUUCACACCAAGCCGCUUGCCUAUUGUAGAUUCACUCUUCACAGUCUGGUGCAGGUCUACAAUUAUUUUCCUGGUGUCCUUCGACAGCUCUUUGGUCUUGGCCAUAGUGGAGUUUGGAGUCUGACUGUUUGAGGCUGUGGACAGGUGUCUUUUAUACAGAUAACCAGUUCAAACAGGUGCCAUUAAUACAGGUAACAAGUGGAGGACAGAAGAGCUUCUUAAAGAAGAAGUUACAGGUAUGUGAGAGCCAGAGAUCUUCCUUGUUUGGAGUGACCAAAUACUUAUUUUCCACCAUCAUUUACAAAUAAAUUCUUUAAAAUUCCUACAAUGUGAAUUCCUGGAUUUUUUUUUCCACAUUCUGUCUCUC